AGGAAACGUGCAGCAACACAAGCCUGGUCUCUUGAGCCCUCUGGGCUGUGGCUCUCAUAGUGGACUCCACUGUGCUUUCCCAUGAGCGGAAAAGGCGUUUUUUUUCUCUUUUAUGUGAGAUGAAAUACGGUUUUCUGUUGGUGCUUGAAGUGGUUUGUCUUAGAAAUCACGUGGCCUCUAUUCGUUUAAAUUGUCUUUUUAGGUUGAGCGUGCCUGAAAGUACACCUUUCACAGCUGUCUUGAAGUUUGCUGCAGAAGAAUUCAAAGUUCCUGCAGCUACAAGUGCCAUUAUAACAAAUGAUGGAAUAGGAAUAAACCCUGCACAGACAGCAGUCCCACAGUAUUUGGUACUUCAGCAGUCCUGAACAGAUGCAUUUAGAAAAUAAUACACCGUUUUAGUGCAGGAAAUAUGGGUAGCAUGUUUUCAAAAAAAGAGGAGUGUUCUUGUGUGUGGGCCUUGUUCUCAUCAAGAAGUUUCUUGAUGAGGAAUCUGUGACUUAUAUGUGGAGGCUUGCCAUGACCCAAGAGGCUGCUUCUGUCACAGAGAAGUAUAAAACCUUUGCCCAUCACCUCCUGGAAUGUGUGGAUCAGACUUUGAAUGAUAGUAAUAGUAGUCUGCAGUCCAGAAACGGUCUUCUGUGCACCAGACUUUUUUUUUUUAAAGUUAUACUUCAAAUUCAUUUGGAAAUUAUUACGCUAAUCUAAUCACGAACCACUUGAGACAUGAGUUAUGGUAGGAUGGGAUAUCUUGUUGGGGGGAAAAAAUGGUCAUAACUUUCUACAAAGACUUAAUAAACAUGGCUUUGGUGCUUCUCAAACACAGUAAUCCAAAGAAAACUUAAUAUUCCUGCUUGCAGAUGUGAUCAACAGUCAAUAGAGAUUUUCUUGCCACCUCUCUGUUCUUUGCGUGGAGUCUGCCAGGUCUCAUUCCUUUGUGCCCUAUAUGUCUGCCAGACAUUACCUAUUUUUCUGGAUCUAAAGAGAAAAUCAGAAAGUGAGGUGUUAUCAGCAUACUUAGCAACGUAAGGUAAAUAGUAUAAAGUAAAACCCUGUACAGCAUAUAAGAGAAUCUGAUAGUUAGAAGAGCAGUUGCUUGACAUUAGCUUUGGGAAGUUCUUGAAGAUGUAAAAGGAUGCACUUAAGUGAAGUGACCUAAUUUUGAGGUCUGUGGUUCCAUCCACAGCAUCUGAAAAUCAACAUCAAGCGAGCUUUUGCCCUUUUGCUCCACAGAGGUUUCUGUCCUCCUGGAGCUCGCCUUAGGGACAACUGCUUUACGGUUUGUCAGGUGUACCAGCCCUCAGUUUCCCCACGAGGCAUUGUCCCUGUCAUGAUCCAAGUGUAUUGCAAACAAAUGAUAAAGAAAGUGAUGAUGAUGAUAAUGUAGAUUAGGUACUUGAUUGUCACCGAUUCAUAAGGCUACGUCUUCACGUGACCAUUCAAAAACGCUUCGGCAGUUAGUCAGUUGCUUAAGUUAAAGCAUACUUAGGCUAUUCCUUCUCUUCCCCAAAAGUAUACUCUUAUUUUGUAGUAUGGAACCCCAGGUAGUUGCAGCUGAAUCCUUUGAAGCAAAUGGACCUAGAACUACUUUACUCCUGAAUGAAAGUAUCCAAAUGGCAGUUCAGUGUGCUUCAAGCUAGGCACGUUGAAUUCAAAUCUCUAGCUGACUUGCUUUAGCUCUCCUAAGUGCUGAUAAAUGUUGGGGAAUUGUCCAUCAGUACUACAGAACACUAUCUGAAUAGUCAAGAAUCAGGUAAAUCGAAAGCAUCUAGGUGUAAAAUAUUUUCAUCACAGUCUUAUUACCUGUAAGUGGAAAAUUUGACACAUGGACUUUUAAACAUAGAAGUCCUGUUGCCCUGACACUGCUGUGUUGUGUUGCCCAUAAACUGCAGAGGGGAGCAGGGGAACAAACAACCCAAGGACUCGGAUUACAAGUUAAUGUGGUAAUUUAGAUACAGAAUCAUGUUCAGCCAUAUUAACAUCAUGUCAUCCCAGAAACUUGGUGUGAAACUUUAAUGUUAAACACUUUUUGUGUAUGUUAAAGUUCCUGUAGAUUGAGCAGUUACUUUAGUCUUCAAAAACUUCCCAAAAUAAGAUGAUCUAGGAAUACAAUCUUAACAAUCCUUUUAGAUUGCAAAGUUUUGUGCUGUUUCAUUAUUUUCCACUUUUGUUCAAAAGUAAUGCCUCAUUCCUCGAGUAUGAAUUCCUUUCAUUCUUCCUACAUGGUUCUACAGAACAGGGGAAAUGAAAGCUGAAAAAGCAAGGCUUAAGACUUAAUUCCUUUAUUGAUUUCAAUUUAAAAGCCUCAGUAGUUCAGGGAGUAGUGUGCCAUAAUUUUAAUAAAAGCACUGUGAUACUAAUGAUGGAAAUGGAUUGACAGGUGAACUGUUGUCUGCAUGAGAUGUAUCUGUGGCCUAUUUUAAAAUUUUAGAAUUUUAUGGUGGACAUUAUAGCACAGAUAACUUUCAUCUAGAAUUAGUAAGCUUAGCUCUCUGGUUUGCCAAUCGCAGGUUUUGUGAUGGAUUUAUGUUCAAACCCUAAUGGGUCUUGGGAGACUUCUUAAAAUUAAAAAAAAAAAAAAAA
Struthio camelus australis is the source of this 2580-nucleotide messenger RNA. The record is from RefSeq and is a predicted model, not a curated record. NCBI's taxonomy places the organism in Eukaryota, Metazoa, Chordata, Aves, Struthioniformes, Struthionidae.